This is a messenger RNA of Mixia osmundae IAM 14324, 1455 nucleotides long. RefSeq lists its product as uncharacterized. Gene Ontology annotation, biological process: endoplasmic reticulum to Golgi vesicle-mediated transport. The transcript is spliced from 4 exons. The record is from RefSeq and is a predicted model, not a curated record. NCBI's taxonomy places the organism in Eukaryota, Fungi, Basidiomycota, Mixiomycetes, Mixiales, Mixiaceae. Bases 77 to 1270 code for a protein of 397 amino acids. Gene Ontology annotation, cellular component: Golgi membrane; endoplasmic reticulum membrane; COPII-coated ER to Golgi transport vesicle. Gene Ontology annotation, molecular function: COPII receptor activity.
GCCAAACCGAGCUGGCCCAGGUCGAAGCGGAUCGGCUACCACUGCGCGCUCCUGCUUGGCUCUCAUGAGCUGAAGGAUGCUACUCAUCCAUGCAGUGUCCUACGUCGGCACAGCCUUUGCACUCGUCUUUGUCACGCUCAGCUUGGCGAGCGGCUUGCUGUACGUGUCCGAGUACAUAGAAGAGAACUCGAAGCUGGCCAAGAUAUGGGGACAGCGGCUCGUGUUUGGCGUCAUCGGCGCUCACCUUCUGUUCUGCGUCUUCGACAAGCUGCCCCUCCAUCUCACCGUUCUGGGCAUACUCUGUCAGGUCGUGUACCUGCAGAACAUCGGACGCAACUGGCCUGUCAUACCCGUCACUUCAGCUAAAUUCUUGCUCUCCGUCAUCCUCGUCUUUGUCGACCACUUUGCUUGGUUCUUCUACUUCCAAGACCGCGCGAGGGAGAUACAACGACAGGUCGUCCCCCAUGGCAGACGCAACCACUGGAAGGCACCCCACCUCACGCCUCGACUUGAGCCCAUGACGUUCAAGGAUGUCGCCACUUUCUUUGGCAUCUGCGUCUGGCUCGUGCCCUUCUUCAUCUUUCUCAGCCUGAGCGCGAACGAGAAUGUCCUGCCGCAAGACUUUGCACUCAAAUCACCCGCGCCCGGUAGCACAGCAGAGAACGGGCCGCCCGUGACACCCAAGCGAGUGGGACCGCGUGUCCCUCUCCUCAAGCAGAUCCUCGUGCCCAUUCUCGAGAUGAUCCCGUCCAAGAAGAAGACUUCGCGUUCACAGAUGGAUGGACUCAUCGCUUCGCCCAGUCGCACACGACCCAGCUCACCCCUCGGCUGGAACUCUCCCCAGCUCUCGCCUGCCGUUGGAUCGACUCACCCAUCGCCGUACUUCCCACCCACGCCGACAGGCCAAGGACUGGGAAUCGCGACCAAUAUGGCGAGCCCGAGAGCGUCUCAUGGUUCUCCGACGUCUUUCUAUUCGCCCAGCUUGGGCUCGCCCAUGAGAACCAAGCCGAAUCACAAGAGAAGCUUCACGAGUCCUUCUGUACAGCUCAAGAAGGCCUCUAGUUCGCUCAACUUGCUCUCGUCGCCUAUCAGCAGCAUGGACAAGCCCGCCAGAGGCGACAGCAACGAUCAGCUCGAGCUAGGCGAUCCUCUCGCUCCGGACGCAGGCGACGAGGGUCCACAAGAGCUAUCGCAUGACUUUCCGUUGGCAGGUAGAGACGUCUUGCUAGACAGUCCGAGUUCGAACAUCAGUAUGAGGCGAAGACAGUAAACUGUUAUAUUCAUUGUCAAAAGAUGCACUCUUGCACAACACGUAUAGCCGACGAGCACGACAGGAUCUCAUUGCCUGGCAAAGGUGACCUUGAUCUUGCUCUCUUCGUACUUUUGAUUGUGCAGUGCUUCUCUGGCCACGCCCGAACUCGUCUCGUCGGUGAACUCGACAAAGGCGAUACCCUU